Drosophila grimshawi is the source of this 2833-nucleotide messenger RNA. It is a transcript of the gene rec, whose product is annotated as DNA replication licensing factor REC. Gene Ontology annotation, molecular function: single-stranded DNA helicase activity; ATP binding; single-stranded DNA binding. The record is from RefSeq and is a predicted model, not a curated record. The transcript has 3 exons. NCBI's taxonomy places the organism in Eukaryota, Metazoa, Arthropoda, Insecta, Diptera, Drosophilidae. Gene Ontology annotation, cellular component: nucleus; MCM complex. Bases 58 to 2664 code for a protein of 868 amino acids.
CGAAAUUAGUCCAUCGAUGUGCGCAAGUUUAAAAGUUGUGCCCUUUGUGAAAUUCGAAUGAAUCCUCCAGCAGCUGGACGUGGAAAAUCUAGGUUUGUGCGCGGCAGAGCACGUGGCGGCGGUGGCUAUCGUCCAUAUUUUUAUUUUCGACGCAAUGGCCAGGUUAUACCUGCAGGCGGCAAUCGGCCAGACUCGGCUGAAAGAGGUGCAGCUACUCAACCCAGAGGCUGGAAUCGAUCCCGCGUCGAUGGCGAUUCACGGCGCAAACGUCGCCCAAAUGUUGCCUUGGAUUGCAGUUAUUUGCGUCCUGAAAACUACGUGGCUCCCGAGGAUGCGCUGCAGGUGCGCAGCCUGCUCGUGGACAAUCCCAGGAGUUGUCCUGGAUGGCGGCUGUACUUUCUACGCGAGCAGUAUGUCGCGGACAGUGAGUUGGACAAGCGCAUUGUGGCCGUGGAGGCGCACUACCAGCGCAAUCCCCAAAAAUAUGAUCUGGUCCUGAUACGCCAACGUGGCUGCUUUCACCUGCCGGCCGCAAGCAUUGUGCACGACGAGCAGCUGAAGGCAGUGUGGCCAACACUAGUCCAGGACUUGCAGCAGCAACCACUGCGCACGUUGUCCACGCUUGCGCUCGCAAUGCACACGGUCGUCGUUAACAAUUGCCUGGAUAUUGCCGAAGAGGCGGCAGAUAGCAUCUUCCCAUUGGUAUCCACCAAAGAUACAUAUGUGCCACGCACUGGACGCACACGUAAGAUCUACGUCCGGCCCGACGACUUUGUGCCUGUCGAGCUGAUCAGCCAGAUAACUCACGCCCGGGUGGACAGUCUGUUUGCGGUGCGCGGCAUUGUGAGCAGUGUGGGUGAGCCCACAUACAGUCUGGCCUGGCACGCCUUUCGCUGCACCCGCUGCCAGACGGAGCAGUCACUGCGACAGCGUGGCAACUUUACGCCCCGUCCCUAUCACUGCCUGAAGACACAGUGCAGCGCCAAGGAUAAUUUUCUAGCGCUGCGCAACUCACCUUAUACGCGGAUGGGCGUGCGUCAGAUUAUUAGGCUGGAGGAGUCCAGUCUAUCGCUGCUUACGGACUAUGAUAACACGUUGCCCGGCCAAUUGGACAUUGAGCUGCGACACGAGCUGGUCGAUGCCGUUCAUGUGGGUCAGGAGAUAAUUGUGACAGGCGUGCUGAAGCUGCGCUCCCUGUGCGAUACCAGCGAAGAGUACACGACUGCCACUGCUGGUGGUGAUUUGCAGUCGUACCUGCGGGCGUGCAGUGUGCAGCAGGCGAGGCACGUGAAGCGUGAGUUUAACGAACGGGAUCUGGAGGCCAUUUCCAUGAUCAACGCGGAUACGAAUAGCUUUAAGCUAUUGGUGCAAUCGCUGGCGCCGGAACUGCACGGCCACGAAAUGUCGAAGGCUGCCUGCCUGCUCUCCCUACUGGGUGGCAACAUAAAUGUGCUGCUUGUCGGUGAUCCGGGCAUUGGCAAGUCGCAGCUGCUGCAAAACUGUGCACAAAUCACCGAACGUGGCGGCCACAUCAGUGGCAAGCGUGCUGCCCAAACUGCCAAUCAAUUGGGCAUCACGUUUAGCGGUCGCAACAAGCGAAUUAUGGACGCUGGUGCUCUGAUCUCGGCCAGCAGUGCGGGUCACUGUCUGGUCGAUGGCGUCGAUAAGUUGGCCUCCAAACAGCAACUGUUGCUGCAGUGCAUGCAGUCGGGACAACUUAAUAUACCGCUGCCGGGCGCCUUUGCAGCCUUCACGGCGCAACCCUCGAUUAUUGCCUGCGCCAAUCCUCAGCGUGGUCAAUACGAUCAGUCACGCUAUUUGCUGCAGAAUAUACGCAUCACAGCUGCCCUGCUCAAGGAGUUCCAUUUGGUUUACGUGCUGCUGGACAGACCCUCGACCACACGCGACAUUUCUCUCACGGAGCAUGUGCGUGCCCUUCAUGCUGGCUCCAAGAAACGCUCACAGAUCGCCGCACGCUAUGCGCUCAAGCCAAAAUUGAGUGAAUCCAUGUGCCAGAGCAGCUUCUAUGAUGCGCCUGUGGAGCUAGCGGAUAACCAGGAUAGCAUCUUGCAGCAGGACUACGAUUUGGAUAAGCGUCUGGAAUACAAUGUAGUAGAGGAUGCGGAAUUGGAUCUGUUGCCGCUCAUUCUGAUCAAGAAAUUCAUUGCCUAUGCGCGUCAGAGUGUGAAACCGGUGCUCAACGAUGCGGCUGCCAGUGCCAUCAAGAGGCACUUCCUCGAGUUGUGUCGUCGGAGCGAAGCGGAGCACGACCAGAGCCAAAUUGGCAUGGGACAGCUGCUUGGGCUGAUCAGUCUCGCGGAGGCACGUGCCCGGUUGGAUCUGUCCGAGGUUGUGACGCCGCUGCACGUGCGCGAUGUGAUUGCUGUGCUGACGGAGAGCAUGGCCCAGACACGCUUGGGUGCGGGUCAAACGGAUGCACCUGUGAGCAGCUCCGGCAAAAGUUCACAGUUGCAGAGUUUCGUGCGCAUGAUGCAGUUGAAGUCGGCGGCGUUGGGGCGGCGCAUCUUUGAGUUCGAGGAGCUGAAGGAGAUGGGCACGCGAGCGGGCAUCAUGACGGGCAUUACGAAGCUGGUGGAGAUUGCAAACAUUGGCGGCUAUUUGCUCAAGAAGGGUGCAAACAUGUAUGAAGUUGUGCCCGACUAAACAAAUUGAACCAAAUCUUGAUGGAAGUACCUUAUUUAAUUUCAAUCAGUUCGCUUAAUAAAUAUUUACUUAACAUACACUUAUGCGAUAAUCAUUCUUAUGUAAUUUAAUUUGUUUGCACAAUCUGGGCGUGCCGUAUUAAUACCCAAUAAAAUAAAACCAAACAACA